CAGCCAUAACAUGGUGGAUUCGCUCAAUAGUGGGGGUAUUCUGAGAGGAAUACAGUGCAUGAUCAGAGAAACCUACAUCCAUACAUAAACAUCUUUCGCGGCCACGCAGCACAUACACAGCAGCCAUGGGGCUAAGCGACGAGCUCAACAAGUUCAUCCCAAAGGACUUUGGCAAGAAGAAAAAGAAGGCAGUCACCACAGCCCACACUACAAAGCAGACCAAAAGCACCAGCAAGCCCGCUGCGCACCCACGCACACCCACCCCGCCAGCCGACCUGCCCCCAGCCAAGGACCUGCCGAUCUCGCACCACUUCCGUCUUUCAGAGCACAGCAAAACCGUCUCGGCGCUCUCCUGGGAUGCCUCGGGCGACACGUUGCUGACUGGCGACCACCAGUCGCUGGUGAAGCUCUGGGACUUUACUUCCAUGGACCAAGCAGCGCAUUCCUUACGCACACUCAGCCCAUUCGAGUCCCAGCGCAUCUGCCAAAUUAAGUUCCUGUGCGCAAGCAGCGAUCCGCGCGUAAAGCUGUUCGAUGCAGACGGCCAUAAGCUGUGCGAGUUCCGUCGCGGCGACAUGUACGUGUCCGAUAUGCGGAGAACUAGCGGCCAUGUGUCUGGCGUAACAUGUGUGGACUGGCGCAUAGGCGCGCCGCAGCAGUUCCUGUCGGCCAGCCAGGACGGGACCGUGCGUCUGUGGGACUGCAACCAGCCGCACAAGCAGCUGGCGGUGAUUGUGGCCAAAUCCCGCACCCGCACAGCCGUGACAGCAGCUAAAUAUACACUGGACGGCAAGGCGAUAAUUGCAGCGCAGCAGGAUGGGGCGCUGGCCGUGUGGCCAACCGACGGCCCAUAUAUGCGCCCGGCACAGCUCCUCAAUGGUGCGCACCAGGGCGGGAGCGAAACCACCUGUGUUGAGUUGGCCAGCCCAGACACGUUCCUGACGCGCAGCACUGACGAUACGGUGAAGCUCUGGGACCUACGCAAAUUCACCGAGCCAUUGGCCCAGCAUGACCUGGAGACGCCAAACGAGGCCAACCUGGCGCUCAGCCCCGAUACACAGCAUGUCCUGGCCGGUGUCUCCAACGGGCAGAUCAGUGUUUUGGACCGCCAGACGCUCACGCCCAAGCACGCAGUUACUGUGCCCGAAACCACCGGCGGAAUUGUACGUAUAGCCUGGCAUGCAAAACUCAACCAGAUCGCCUGCACGAGCACAGACGGGUCCACCACGGUCCUGUUCGAUCCCGAGACAAGCCAGGCAGGUGCUCUUCUGUGCUACGACCGGAAGCCGCGCAGGCAAUUCGACCAGGUGGCUACGUCCUCGACAAUUAUCACACCGCAUGCCCUGCCGCUGUUCCGCGAGGACCGGCCGAUGUCGGCGAAGCGGAGGCGCGAGAAGGAGCUGAAAAAGGCGGUGAAGCCGAAGAUGCUGGUGCAUGGGCAUGGGCACGGCGGCGAGAUCGGCAUCAAUGAGACCCAGCAUAUCAUGAAGAGUCUGAUCAAAGACACGCUGCGCGAUGAGGACCCGCGCGAGGCGCUGCUAAAGUACGCGAGGGUGGCCGAGGAGGACCCAAAGUUCAUUGCUCCGGCAUACAAGGGCACCCAGGACAAGCCGGUGUUCGAUGAGUCGGGCAUGGCCGACGAGCCAGCCAUGAAGCGGCGAAAGUAA
Messenger RNA from Linderina pennispora, 1667 nucleotides. Its product is annotated as WD40 repeat-like protein. Gene Ontology annotation, cellular component: nucleus; site of double-strand break. Bases 126 to 1667 code for a protein of 513 amino acids. The transcript is spliced from 2 exons. NCBI's taxonomy places the organism in Eukaryota, Fungi, Kickxellomycota, Kickxellomycetes, Kickxellales, Kickxellaceae. Gene Ontology annotation, molecular function: protein binding. The record is from RefSeq and is a predicted model, not a curated record. Gene Ontology annotation, biological process: regulation of DNA double-strand break processing.